Molecule: messenger RNA, 404 nt
Organism: Ilex paraguariensis (yerba mate)
Lineage: Eukaryota; Viridiplantae; Streptophyta; Magnoliopsida; Aquifoliales; Aquifoliaceae
Source: the annotation of a GenBank genome assembly
CUUUAUGGUGGGGAGUUUGUGAUUGUAUGGUCUUGCGAGUUAAAAUGCUUCAUCUUCAGCGCCUUCUCCCUCUUCAAGCACACCAAUUACUGGCUUCUCCACUCUCUCUCAUCAACAAGCGUGGAUUAUGGGUAUCUGGGUUUGGAUUGGACAGUUGUGAAUUCAAGAGAAAGGGGACCAAUUUUCAUUCUCAGUGUGCUGUUGAGAAAGACUCCGAGUUUGAGGUUGACCCAGAGAAAGCACGAGAAGCCCUGCGAAAGCUCGAUCAACAGCUUCAAUCUCUUUCAGAGAAACCAACUAAUCCUCCAAAAAUUAGGGAAUUGAGACUUGGAUUUAAAAUUACGUACUCUGCGUCAGAAGAUCCCAAAAAUCUUUUUCCCAAGAGCUUGGCAAAGUUGAAAUAA